This is a messenger RNA of Zymoseptoria tritici IPO323, 714 nucleotides long. RefSeq lists its product as uncharacterized. The record is from RefSeq and is a predicted model, not a curated record. Bases 40 to 672 code for a protein of 210 amino acids. The transcript is spliced from 2 exons. NCBI's taxonomy places the organism in Eukaryota, Fungi, Ascomycota, Dothideomycetes, Mycosphaerellales, Mycosphaerellaceae. Gene Ontology annotation, cellular component: Golgi membrane; trans-Golgi network. Gene Ontology annotation, biological process: Golgi to plasma membrane protein transport; protein localization to Golgi apparatus; Golgi to endosome transport.
CAGAGAUCAGCUUGCCACCUCGAGACGAUAACGGUUGCCAUGGCUCGAAGGCGACGACCUCCCAGGCCUGGAGCCCUCAUGGAUCUCAGCCCCGUCAGGAUCGCAACCCAGAUACUCCUCUUACAGCUGUCCUACUACGGCGUCGCGAUAGUUCUGAUCGUCUUCACCACCUUCGUCGCUGGCGAACACCCCGAUCCGACGCGAUUCUUCGACUGGCGACAGCUGCGAGGCGAUGUGACCACAGGAUGGACUCUAGGCCUAUGUUGGAUGCUGGAUGCUCUCAUAACCGUGAUUCCAAUUCUCCUCCUCAUAGCGCGCAGUAAACUCGUACCCGACUUCGCUCUCACGAUCCAUGGCCUCAACUUCAUCAUCACAUCCCUCUACACGCGCGAGAUUCCGAACACAUUUGCCUGGUGGCUGCUACAGAUCUGCUCGGCGACAUUAAUGAUUGGAGUUGGAAUCUGGGCCUGCCAAUGGCGAGAACUGAGACCUAUGGCAUUUGGAGGACGAUCGAAAGAGCAGACUGCGACCAACUCGGCUGGAAAUGGACACCUUCCUGGACCACAAGACGAAGAAGCCGGGUUUGAGAUGGGCAGCAGCAGUAGGGGUGCUGGACGCGACGGUGCUGGAUCAUAUGAGAUGGUGGGAGUGGCGCCAAAGGAGCCUGCUUGAGUCCAACAGGGAUACAUACUAGGAUAUCCGUUUUCCCACUGG